AUGUCCGGCCCCACCUCCUUGACCACAACCCACCCACUAGCCCAGCCCACCUCAGCCGCAGUGGCAGCAGCAGCAGCAGCCCCGCCCUCGGGGCUCGAAACGGAUGACGUAUCAGUUGCGCCGGCCCUCGACGAGGCAGAUGCCGAGACGCUCCAAGAGGCGCCCACCAGCAGUGUGUUGGUAGGAGAUAGGGACGAGGGGGAUGUGCAAAAGGUGGCAGAAGGGGCAGAGGGGAAGGGGGCUGUACCGCCUGGGUUGGGAGUCGACCAGGGGAGGUGA
This is a messenger RNA of Cryptococcus amylolentus CBS 6039, 279 nucleotides long. RefSeq lists its product as hypothetical. Lineage: Eukaryota; Fungi; Basidiomycota; Tremellomycetes; Tremellales; Cryptococcaceae. The record is from RefSeq and is a predicted model, not a curated record. The transcript has a single exon. Bases 1 to 279 code for a protein of 92 amino acids.